This is a messenger RNA of Rhinolophus ferrumequinum (greater horseshoe bat), 1727 nucleotides long. RefSeq names its product keratin 24 (gene KRT24). The record is from RefSeq and is a predicted model, not a curated record. Lineage: Eukaryota; Metazoa; Chordata; Mammalia; Chiroptera; Rhinolophidae. Bases 74 to 1591 code for a protein of 505 amino acids. The transcript has 8 exons. Gene Ontology annotation, molecular function: structural molecule activity.
GCAGCCUGCAAAUACUCUCUUUGCUGUCACCUCUCCUAUUCACCUGGACAAGCUAAACAUUUGCAGGAGCAUCAUGUCUUGCUCAUCUCGGAUCUCCUCCUCCCGGGCUGGCAGCAGCAGCUGGGUCAGGGCAUCUGCUGGCGGCAGCAGCUUCAGCAGUGGAAGCAGAUGCCAUCUGGGGGGCAGCUCUGCCCUGGGCUUCCGAGGAGGAGCUGGCAGCUGUGGCCUAAGUGGGGGUGGCUUUGGAGGCAGUUUCGGAGGGGGUUUUGGUAGCUGCUCAGUAGCGGGCAGUUUGGGAGCUUUGGGGUCCGGGGCUGGCUUUGGCGGGGGUUCUGGAUUCUGCGGGGGGUCUGGAUUCGGUGGAGGUGCUAGUGGAGGCUUCUACAGCUCCAGUGGUGGUGUUGGCAAUGGGGGGCUUUUGUCUGGAGGUGAAAAACAAACCAUGCAGAACCUCAAUGACCGCCUGGCCGAUUACCUAGACAAGGUCAAAGCCCUAGAGGAGACCAAUGCUGAUCUGGAGCACAAAAUCAAGGAGUGGUAUGACCGAUAUGGGACUGGGUUAGGAGAAGGUGGACCCGGCAGAGAUUACAGCAAAUACUAUCCAAUAAUUGAAGGUCUCAGGAAUCAGAUCAUUACUGCCACUGUCGAAAAUGCUGGGAUUGUGUUGCAGAUUGACAAUGCCAGAUUGGCUGCUGAUGACUUCAGACUGAAGUAUGAGAAUGAGCUGCACCUGCAGCAGACCGUGGAGGCCGACACCAACGGCCUGAGGAAAGUCCUGGAUGAGCUGACCGUGACUCGCUCGGACCUGGAGAUGCAGCUUGAGAGCCUCACCCAGGAGCUGGCCUUCCUGAAGAAGAACCACGAGGAGGAAAUGAAGAGUAUGCAAGGAAGCUCUGGAGGGGGUGUGAUGGUAGAAAUGAAUGCUGCCCCCGGAACCGACCUAACCAAGUUACUGAAUGACAUGAGAGCACAGUAUGAGUUGCUGGCUGAGCAAAACCGCAGGGAGGCUGAGGAGCAAUUCAACAAGCAGAGUGCAUCACUACAAGCACAAAUCUCUACUGAUGCUGGGGCAGCCAGUUCCGCCAAGAAUGAGAUAACAGAACUGAAACGUACUCUGCAGGCCCUGGAAAUUGAGCUUCAGUCCCAACUGGUCAUGAAAAGCUCCCUGGAAGGGACCCUGGCUGACACGGAAGCUGGCUACAUGGCUCAGUUGUCAGAAAUUCAGAUGCAGAUUAGCAACCUGGAGGAGCAGAUCUGCCAGAUCCGGGGAGAGACCGAAUGCCAGAACGCAGAAUAUGAGCAACUGCUGGACAUUAAGACCCGCCUGGAGAUGGAGAUCGAGACCUAUCGCCGCCUGCUCGAUGGAGAGGGAGGUGGUUCUGGUUUUGGAGGAUCAGAUUUUAGAAACUCGGGAUCCAGAAACAUGGGAUCCAGGGAUUCGAUCUCUGGUGACUCAAGAUCUGAGAGCUGCUCUGACCAAGGAAGAGAUCCAAGCAAGACUAGAGUGACUAAGACCAUCGUAGAGGAAGUGGUGGACGGCAAAGUUGUCUCAUCUCACGUCAGCAGUGUUUCUGAGGUGAAAAUCAAAUGAGCGAUUUCCAGAUCAACAAGAGUGGCUUUCAGAGAAAACAAUCUAAAGGACACAAAUGAAGACAUCGCAACCACCUAGCUCUCUUUCUGCAUAAUUUCAGAAAAAAGUUUCCAUCCAGAAAUAGAUGACUAACCAA